AUGUUCGCCCGUGCAAUAGCAGCCAUCCUGGCUUUUCUCCGCGGACGCACCAUCGAUAUACCCAAUACCCCACCUGCAGCUAUUCCGGAUACCUGGGGUGAUCAAGCCUUCGAUCUGACGUCUGACGAUUCCGGAUAUGAGGGGCAUGCUGGGGACGGGGAUCAAUCCGGGUGGGGCAGUGGUAAUUCCUCAGUGGUUGACCAACGAGAACCGGUCCCCAAUGUCGUGGUGCACUUCGAAUAUCAAGAUGACAACUCGGGUCAGCAUUCGUACGGUAUUUCCGAUGUCGCACACGAUGGUGUUGAGGGUGGACUUAAUAUCAGUGAUGAUGGAUACGAUGCUGAUUGUGAGGACUAG
Psilocybe cubensis is the source of this 357-nucleotide messenger RNA. RefSeq lists its product as uncharacterized. Lineage: Eukaryota; Fungi; Basidiomycota; Agaricomycetes; Agaricales; Agrocybaceae. Bases 1 to 357 code for a protein of 118 amino acids. The transcript is spliced from 2 exons. The record is from RefSeq and is a predicted model, not a curated record.